Ascoidea rubescens DSM 1968 is the source of this 300-nucleotide messenger RNA. RefSeq lists its product as uncharacterized. The coding region runs from base 15 to 200 and encodes 61 amino acids. The transcript has a single exon. Lineage: Eukaryota; Fungi; Ascomycota; Saccharomycetes; Ascoideales; Ascoideaceae. The record is from RefSeq and is a predicted model, not a curated record.
AUGGUGUAUGUAGGAUGGCUGGUGCAGAAGCAGAAACAGAGAUUGCUUCAAAGCAGGAUCACAGAAAGAUCAGAAACUGCAAACGGAUUAGAGGGAGAGGAACUUUAAUGAACUUAGAUAUUUACACAAAAAACAGAUUAAAAAGAAAAAAAAGUGAUCUUCAUUUGACAACAGAAAAUAAGGUGACGAGUAAAAAGUAAUGGGUUGAAAAAUAAAAAAAAUGUCCCGAAUUUCUUUUUGAUGGUUAUAUAUUCUUCUGGUUUGUUUUCUUUUUUGUUUUUUUUUGUUUUUUGUUUUUUU